Messenger RNA from Anopheles gambiae (African malaria mosquito), 12666 nucleotides. RefSeq lists its product as uncharacterized. NCBI's taxonomy places the organism in Eukaryota, Metazoa, Arthropoda, Insecta, Diptera, Culicidae. The transcript has 16 exons. Gene Ontology annotation, biological process: G protein-coupled receptor signaling pathway. Gene Ontology annotation, molecular function: G protein-coupled receptor activity. Bases 1668 to 6725 code for a protein of 1685 amino acids. The record is from RefSeq and is a predicted model, not a curated record. Gene Ontology annotation, cellular component: membrane.
ACCUCCGCACGUGUGGACGUGAUCGCGCGACUCCUCGCGCUGAGGAUCCUUUUCCCGGUUAACGUUAAGAAGAAGGAUAACAAAAAAAAAAAAAUCCCACCUCCCCGGAGGUUGCCGGUAUCUCGCCCCGGUUCGGUUUGCGGAGAAGGUUUGUUACGCGUGUUACGUGCGGUGUAAGCGGAUGCUCUUUUACCUUCAUCUGCCGCUCAAAGAAAUCCCUUUCCACCCUUUCGUUUACGUAUAGUUUUGUGGCAAAAUGCUUACAAUUUCACCGCGAGGACUGUGUAUAAAAAAGGAGCGAAAGAUGAGCAAAUUUGCUUGCCCUAACAAUCGAAACCGCAAAUUCUGUGAAGGGUGUAACAUUCGCCUUUAACAUCGAACCCGCAUCUCGGUCGCACCACCGGAGAGGAAGUGUAAGUUCGGAAGCUCGAUCAAUCGCGUGUGACACACGGAGGAAUGUGCUGGAAUCGUUAAACGAAGUAAAAACAAAACCUUUCCCCCUUGGAACCCGAACCUUUUGCCGUGACAGUGGGAAAAGCGUGUAGUUUACUAAGUAAUAAAAACAACAACACACAACGAGAGCCCCACGGAGUGCUUAUGUAUGUGUGCCUGUGUGUGUGUGUGUGUGUUUGUGAUGGUUAAUCAAACAAGUGACAUGUAAAAGCUGUUAACGUCGUGCACCGCGACGCCCGUCCGUGUUUAUCGAAACCGCUGGCCGCUGCCCGCAGACCCCAGAAGUCCCAUCCCCGGAUGCGUGAUGUAGCUGCUUCCACAAUAAACCACGCCCUUGGUCACUUUUGGCAGCCGUGCAUUACCAGCCGUGGUUCACCGUACUGCCGCGUGCAGUCCGGAUAACUUUCAACCACGGGAACGCUUUGAAGGAGCGUCACAACUAGGAAGAGACAACUGCUCCUACUGACAACUGGCAGCAGUAGGCGCCGCUAGUUGCUAACAAGCGAUUUUGUUUUAUUAGUGAGGUGAAAGUGGAUAGUAGUGGUGCUGCUUGGUUGGAGGGUGUGAGAGUGAGGGCGCGCGGUAAAAUCAAUAACAUAAUCCGCCCUGAGCGGCUUACGCGCCUGAUUGAUCGAUUUGCCGAUGAAGCUGGCAAUGAAGCGGUACGGCCGGUCUUAGCCCAGCCCAGGGUCGGGCAGAAAGAUGCAGCCAGUAGUGAUGCCGGGGUCGGGGUGAUAAAAACAAUACGUAGAAUCAACAGGAAAUCACUACCAACCCGGCCCCCCUGGGGCUCUUGUUUACAACUGUGUGUGUGAAAGUGUGAGUGUUCGUUUGUGUGUGUGUGCGUUGUUUAUUACACUAGCAUCCCCUUCUUUCCCUGACUUCCUUCCAAAGCGUCGUUCUCGUCGCCAUCCUUCCCUUUCCAUUAGUAGAAUACGCUUCCCCGAAGCCCUGGUCACGCCCGUCCACAGCGGUUGUGCUCUGCGCUAUGCUAAAGGUGCUGAAAAAUUGGCCCCAAACAACGCACACCAACACGUCACGACGCCUGAAUUGCUUCAUUACUUGCCAUUACCCUGAUCUGUGUGCCGGUGCUGUGUUCAAGCGCACAAACACAAACACACCCAUAGUGGAGUAGCUUCACACAAACACGCAAAUGUGCUGAGCUGGCCUGAGCAGGAAGCAGCAGCCAGCCAGCCAGCCAGCCGCUUUUAACAAUGUUACGUCAGUGCCAGUUCGUGCUCGUGGCGCUGGCGUGCUUCGCGGCUAAUUGCUCCGGCACCAGCUCGGAGUACUUAAUCAUUCGGCAUGGCCGGUCGCGGGUCCGCCACUCGAGCGAGAAGGACCACAUCCGGUGGGGCCUGCAAGUGUUCGACAACUUUACGCUGCUCGACUACGAUGCGGGCGGCUCGGGCAGCGGGUCCGGCAGCGAGGAAACCCUUCCCGCCAGAGAGUCACAACAAGGGUCGAAUGGUGGUGGUGGCGGUGGUGGUUCCCGCGGAAACACGCUCACGAUUCGGUUUGACGAGUCCGAAGAGCUGGAGCGCAUGAUUGAGCUAAGCGAUUUCGAUAACCUGCGCUUCGGCGGUAGCGGGACGCCGGAACCGCCGGCACGCCCGGGCACGGUACCGACCGGCCGGGAGCGGAAGCUUAUCAAGAAGGAGAUAAUGGAAAACAUUCGCCGCACGGUCGACAAGGGUCUCGAGUACCUGAAAGCGCACCACAACCUCGACGAGGUGAAAAUCGAACUCGUCCCAUCGUUCCGGGACACGCAGGCGGUGCGCAAGCACGCCGGUAAACGCAUCCCGUCCGACACAGCAACGAUUGACAGCAGCAAUCGUGCGGAAGAGCAAUCGAGCAGCAGCAGCAGCAGCAGCAGUGCGAUAACCGUCCCGAUGAGUUCGGGUGCUGCAGCUGGUCGGAAACCGGCGUUGCCAUGGGCGGUGGAGGACGUUGGUCCGGUCGCUAAAAGCGUCCAGCGCUCGCCGAGCGCUCAAGUGUCCGCAUCCAAUCAACGACUAAUCUCGUUAGACGCGAUUCCCCGCAACCCGCUGUUGCUGCUCAGCCCGGGCUCAACCCAGUCGCCCGGUGUGAUGGAUGCGGACCACCGUUCACCGUACGAGUGGCACCGAGGGUCAAGAGUUGUAUCGGAUGGGGUGGAUUAUCCUAAUGACAUGCCGGUGGCGGACGCGGCGGCGGCGGCGGCCGUUGACACCGGUAACGCGGCGGACGAUGAGCGCGAGCAGGAAGCGGAAGGCGACGUGGACGACAGCGACGGGCUGCUGCAGGACGAUGAUCCGCUGCUGCAGGAGCCCGAGCUGGAGCAGGAGCAGGAGGAAGCGCCGGCCGAGGCACCGGACGCGGCCGACAUUAACAACGUUUUCCACAUGGAGGAGGCCGACCUGAGCGAGCUGGACGAGACGAGCCGCAACAACCGGCGCAACCUGAUGAAGGGCCGGGACGUGGUCACGCAGUUCCUGCAGAUCGUCGAGAGCCAGCACCUGCUCGGGGCGAACUGUACCGCCGGCACCGCGCUCAACCUCGGCGAGGGUGUCGUCGACCGGUACGCGCAGGAUCGGUUUCGCGUCGAGGCGGAAAUUGCCGUCAACCGGGCGAACAUGCUGACCAGAAUCUUCAAGUUCUCGUCCGCGGACGUCCAGGCGUCCGAGCACCUGUUGCACGCGUCCGUCCUGUCGAUGGUGGAGUUUGACGAUGACAUUUUUGCCGGCGGAAACUGCUUCGACUGGAACCAGCAUCCGGCCAAGCGGGGCCUGUUCUGCCCGUUCGCCUACCGGCUGCCGCCCCCGGACCAGGGCGCCUCGCUCGUGAAGGAUCUGGCGCUCGAGUACCACUACUUGGGCAACACCUCGGAAUGGUUCUUUCUGGCGCGGAAAAACGCCGAGAAGGUCAUCGCGCGCAACGAGCAGUACAUUAAAUCUUUUCACGUAUACACCAACAACACCGAACGGCAGGCGGACGAAAUCCUAUCGGUCAAGUACGAGGACGGACGAUGGUCAAAGCCGUACUACGACUGUGGCGGCGGCAAUAUCUGGAUGCUGACGUACACGGUACCCUUCUUCGGCUACGAGAAUGGGACGUACUUUUUCAAGGGCACUUCUGGCAUCGAUAUCGAUUUAAGGCGCGUCGACAUUGAUCAGUGUCCGCAGAAGAACUCCCCAUCGGGGGCACCGCAGCCGCUCAACAUAUUCGCCGGCACGGACAAAUGCAAGCAGCGCACGACCGAGUGUACACCCAUCCCGGGGCUUGGCUUUCGGCGUGGCUCGUACCGGUGCAUCUGCCGCAAGGGCUACUACUUUCCCGACACGACGAUCGAGCAGAAGUACUUCAACGGCAGCACGCUGGAGGAAGAGUACGAGAAGCUUAUGCUGAACGAGUACAGCACGUACAGCAUCCCGAACUCGUACGAAUGUCUGCCGUGUGCGGAAGGCUGCGACUACUGCGAGGAUGCAUCGCCGUGCGUGGCCGCCCUGAACUGGCCGAUGCGUACGUCCAUUCUCGUGCUGGCCUGUGCCGUCAUCGGGCUGCUCCCACCAGCGGCCGUGUUUACCUUCAAGUACCAGCAAGUGAAGGUUGUAAGGGCGGCCAGUCCAGCGCUGCUGCGUGUAAUUGCAUUGGGCGCAUUUUGCAUUUAUUGCACGUCGGUGGUGAUGUAUCCGCCCCCGUCGCUGUACUCCUGCACCGCCCGCAUCUGGUUGCGGGAAAUUGGCUUUUCCCUGACGUACGGAGCGCUGAUGCUGAAAACAUGGCGGAUAUCGGUAAUUUUCCGUGUUCGGUCAGCGAAAGCGGUCAAAAUUACCGACGCCUACCUGCUGAAGCGGAUCGGUGUGCUGUGCGGUUUCGUCGGGAUAGCGCUACUCGUCCGAACGCUGGUCGCACCGCCGGUAGUGAUCGUCGGCCGCACCGCCGACAAUCUGAAGGCGUUCCUGUGCAAAACGGAUUGGUGGGAUCAUACCUUCACCUCACUGGAGGUCCUGUUUCUGGCCUGGGGCGUCCGGCUCUGCAUCAUGGUCCGGAAGGCACCGUCCGAGUUCAACGAAAGCCGCUUUAUAUCGAUGGCGAUCUACAACGAAUUUCUACUGACCUGCUUCCUGAAUGUGUCAAUGUUGUUCCUGCAGUCGCCGGCUAAUCCCGAUUUAUUGUACAUCAUAUUUUUCUGUCACACGCAGCUAACGGUCACGCUACUGUUGGCUUUGAUUUUUGGCAGCAAGGUGUACCUGGUGUUCCGGGGCGGUGGCAAGCAUCAGGACGACCCGACCGGGCUCGGCAUCAAACCAUCCGGUGCCAAAUUUAUUAGCCGCUCGCACGGACGUACCUUUGCGAACGCUAGCAGCGUCACGACGUCGACCGCCCAGCUCGGGGCCAACAUGGCGAACGAAGGUCGCCUCACGGAAACGGAAGCGCUGGAGGAGCUGAAGCUCCUCUACACCCAGCUCCAGCGGCUGUACGAGCGCAUCCCGCAGCGUGGCGCCGCCAUCCUGACCGUCGCCAGCCUGAUGGAAGCGUGCCGGACCACCUCGCUGCGCCCACCGCCCGCCCUCGGUGCGCCCAGCCCGCUGAAAGCGAUAAAGGCCGCCGCUGCACCGGACGGCCUGUCGGUGGCAUCGGGCGCAACGGGCAUCCCGUCGCCAGCGCCCACCCCAACCACCAUCCUGCGGCUGGACAAGAGCACCAACACGAACACGACCGCAACGAUCCCGAACGGGUCGGUCACGACCGCACCGCCCGGAAAUGGGUCGAUCGUUCCGCUACCCGCCCAAACGCGCAUCACCAUCACGGACGAGCUGGACGGGCCGGAGGAGGCGGUGCCCGACCUCGCCCGGCCGAACUGUCUCCGCUCGAUCGAUGGCAGCGACUUCCGGCUCGACCACCAGCAGCUGCAGUGCAUGUGCAGCGGCGACGAGGAGUACGGUGAGGCCGGCCAGCGGGACCCACUGUCCCGGUCGAUGGAGCUGACCGGCCGGCGCAACAACAGCAAUGGUUGCUGCUGCAGCUGCGCCUGCUGCACCUCGACCCGCACCGCACAGCCGCAGCAGCAGCACGGCCGGCGCAACGAUAGUGUGAUAAACAAUUCCACCAGCGCCGGGGUGCUCACCGGUGCGGGCAGUGCGGUUAAUUGUAAUUGUAAGAUAAGUGGAGUGCACGUCAAAUCCGGUUCCGCUUCCGGGUGUGCCUGUAGUGCGGGCGGGCGGCGGCAGGACGCAACGGUCGGGAGUGCCGGGCCGUUGCACAAAGCCAAACAGCACACCUCGGAGCUGGUGCUCAACUGUCAGUUUGUCGAUAGGAGCAGCGCGGAGCACCGGAAGCAACAGCAGCAGCAACCGAACUCAACACAGCAACAAAUGCAUCCUUCCCCGCAUCACCAUCAGCGUGCCUCCAGCACCAGCGAGUGUGGUGAGUUCAGUACAAAAGCUUUCGAAUCUUGUGAUAAUCUGCUACAUCAGCAGCAGCAGCAGCAACCAGUCCGCCAGCACCAGCGGCACAACCACCCAUCGGGCACCGGCCCCAACACCCUUGUAGAUAGCCAGGCGACACAGACACAGGUGGGGGUGGCCGGGACGCUUGCCCAGCUGGCGCCCGCCACCGACGAGGCCACGAUCCGGUCGGUGAAUCUAGAAAAGUUUAACAAAUUGUACGCCAACAACAGCAGUAGGAUAGAUAGCUUGAAGGAGCACUUUCUGAUGCGGAACGCGCUCACGACCGCGCUGCAGCAUCUGGAAAUUGAAAACCGGUCCAGGGGCCAGGGGAGCAGAGCGAGAGGAAGGGAGCCGGUGGAGCAGGGUGGGGGUGGCGGUUGUGGUGGCGUGACGGAACCACCGGCAAGGGACACAGCAGUGCAAACGCAGCACGAACAACAACAAUCAAGCACGGUGGCCCCCGGUAACCCGGUCGGCCGGGAUGAAGCAAUCAAUAGUAAAUGCAAUAGCAGUAGUGGUAGUAGUAGCUGUAGUAAUAGCAGUAGCAGCAGUGCCGGUGGUAGUAGCGAAACCAAGCGCAACAACCACGGCAGUCGGAGGGGCGAAAGCAGCAACGGCAGCAAGGGCAGCAGCAGCACCGGCAACAGUGCCGCCUCGCCGGAAACGUCGACCGCCGGUGGGGACGGUGCGGAUGGCGGGGAGGGCGGCAGUGAGGGUGGGGCGAGUGGCGAGGUGGGCAGCACCAGCACGAGCGGGACGAAGAAGAAAAAGUCGCCCGAAAAGCGGCUCGUUAUCGAUCUGAACGAUCGCUCCAAGUACACCGAGGAGGUGUCGGUGUGAGGCACUGCCGUGAGGAGUUGAGGUGGAUAGGACAGACACAUGCAAAAUUUUACGACACAAUUGUGUGUCGGUGUGUCUCUGUGUGUGUGUGUGUGUGCUAGUGGAAAAAAGCUUCCAAUGAAUGAGAUAAACUGAAGCACGAAACGAGCGAAACAAUCAAAGUCCGGCCGUCUGGACCGUACAUCGAUACACGAGUAGCGUUCGCGAUAGUAGACAGCGAACCUGUGGUUAUGUUUCUCUUUGCCGGCUCCACCGGACAAAACUCGAUUAUCGAGUGUUUUUCUAGUCCGUCGACUAGUUUUUCCCUGCUGCGUUUCAUCCGUUCUAAUCGCAUUUUCGCUUCAGUUGGGUUGAUUUGGUGUUGCGAUCGGUUACGAUUAAAGCCGAAGCUGUCGAGCGAGCUGUCAGCAUGUUCCGUUUGCGUGUGUGUGUGUGUGUUUUUCUUUCUCUCUUUUGUAUCCUUGCUUAACAUCUCUCUUUCCGAGGCUUAUCGUUUAUAGUGUCCGAUAGCCAUGCCACUGUGUUUGAUAUCAAUAUUGGCGAACGUUUCGUAUGGUUUCAUCACACGCUCGAGAAGAAAGACGUGAUCAAAAUCAGCCCAAUGUUUGUGUGUAUUCAAGCUUCUGUUUUCUACCAGUCACUGUUCAACCUUGUUUGUAUGCUUUAUUUGCACAGCAACAGCAUUUCAAUCAAAUCAUUGCUCUUUCUUUGGUUCAUUCCGAUCCGUUUCGUCUUGAAUUAAAGGCUCCUGCCAUUGCUGUGGAUAAACUCAGCGCACAUUAAACAUUCAUUUCACCCAUCAGCGACUGUAACCAUCAUACGCUGCUCAUAAUUUGCCCUCACCUCUGCUGGGACCACUCCCGACUCACGCCCCAUGUGCAUAAUUAAAACAAACAGUGCACUGUUGUGUCAUAUUUUCACUCUCCUUGCCCUCCUCUGGGGAGCGGUGGUGAACUUCUGCGUUGCGUUUGUUACUUCCAUCCGGCAACGCAGGCUUAUCAGCAGGCACUGAUCAUUCGGCCCGCUCCCGGUCGUAAAAUCAAUUUAUGAACUGGUACCAGCAGCGCAACACGUACAGCACAGCGGCUGCACAAGAGAUACUUUUUCGCUCGAUUUUAUCGCACACCCGUUUGCACAUGAUUCACGCUGAAACCACCCAGCGCUGGCGGAGUGGGUGGUGCGCCGGUGCGGUGAAAGGUGGAGAUGACAGAAAUGAAGGCCCCAGCACCCGGUAUUGGCUUACAAUUGUUUCGACAUUUGUUUUCACCCCAGCGUUUUCCCCGCCCCAGCACAAUGUGUAUUACAUUAUUUCCAAUUUCAUUUACGUGCGCUCCGUGCGCAGCCGUGCUCGCCGUACGGAUCGUGACCACGGGAAGCACCAAGAAGGGACGGCGGUGAGAUACGACGCCCCUGUUGUCGGCUUUCUUCUAAAUGUGUCCACCCCCCACGGCAGCAUGGGACCUGGGACCCGAACGUAACAGCGAGCAGUGACUUGGCUCAUUAUUUGGAAUAUUUAUGAAAUCAAACAAUCUUCGCAUCGCGCGCAGAAAAUCGCUUCUUAAUGUGUGCGUUUUCGAGUGCGGGCGGCAAUAAAAGCAAUGUAUUUAUUUUAGGUUUUUUUCUGCUCAUUCGGAUUCUUCGUCCCCGAACGGCAGUGGAGUAAUAAAAUCGACACUAUUCAUUCGUUGGUGGAUUUGUCUCACGUCCCGCACUGCGAUGGAAUCACGGGUGGAAUAUCGUAAAAUGUGUCGCAAGCUUUCUUUUUUAUCUUCUUUUCUUACUUAGGAAAAGAUGAAGCUAGAUACGGGUGGCAACCUACCGCAUAAGAUACGGUGGCUUCAUGUUGUAUGAAAGUGCUUUAAUGCUUCUGCAAAAGCAGUGUAGCAUAUUCUACUCGCACGAAAGUCAAGCUUUACAAAAUAACACACAUUUCCUUUUUAUUAAUCAACGAUUUGAGAUACUCUGUGCCAUGCCUGCCGUUCGUGGGUGGAAACUCUUGUUCUCCUCCCCCCCAGGCACUAGACUGUCAGAACAUUCCGGGCCCGGGUAAGCGGAGAUCCCCCUCACACUCAACUCCUUGCACUGCACAACUUCACCUUGGCAAGGCUGUGCAAGAAUGUGUUUGAUCUUUGUUUGCCUCUGGUACGGACCAUUUGCUUGCGACGAUACAAACAGCGAUGUUGCCGAUGGGUUAACAUGAUGGGUGAAAAAGGCAAAAAGUGGUACACAUAUGCAAUAAACAGAUCAUUGGCGUUUACUCCCACCCAACCGACCGAGCGAGCGAGCGAUAAGCAUCUCGGAGCGAUGAAAUUGUGAAACACUUGCUUUUCACCGUAUGCUUUUUUUGUUCUCCCUUACGGUACCUACUAUCGUAUUGUAGAGCGAUGUACCCCACAUUGCGGUUGGUGAAAUUGUAUCGAUAAGCGCUUUGGAAUAUGCUGACAACAUUCCAGCAAAUAGAUAACUUUCAUCUUAUUUUUAAAAUAUUCACAAUUCAAUUGCGUGUGCGUGUUUUGGCCUAAGAAUUCAUGAACAUACAAUGUAAGUUUUGUGAACUACUAGGCGCCUCCAUUAUAUUCAAACAAUUUCCCUUACACAAAUUUAGUUACUUGAAGCAUUAUUUACUUAACAACAUUAUUUUAAAUAGAUUACAUUUAUCAUACUUUAAAAAAUUUCACAUCUCAGUUGGGGCGUUUUUGGUCUAAGAAUUCAUUGCUAUGUAUAUUUUAUAAAAUACUAGGCGCCUCCAUGCUAUUUAACACUUUGACCGCCGGCCUGACGUCACAGUUUUUGAGUGAGCACGUAGCGCAUGGCAAGAGAGCGAUGAGAGCGACAGUUUCUUGUGCCAUUGUUAUCACUCUUUUGUUUCAUUGCGAUAAGCGGCGUAGUACUUGUCGUUCUCGUUCUCUCUUUCCUACUUCAUUCGUUCUUAAGAGAAUCACUGAGCGUCAGAUGCCAAGCUGAACGGUGAGCCAAACCGUCAUGCGAAUUUAUAUGACACGGCGCUUAAAGUGUUAAACAAUUUCCUUUUAGUAAAUUCAGUAGUAGGUAUUUAAGUAAAUUAAUCUUACCGUAUUCAUCAAAGUAUGCCUACCGAUGUAUGGUUUCGUUGCUAAGCUUCACCGUUUAAUUUUAAUGAUGCUCCUUCGAAGCCUCGGUUACCUAGUAGGCUGUGAUAGAUAGAGCUUUCACGUAUGGUAGUUGUGUAAUCUCAAGGAGACGCCCGGUACUUUACUUGUGAUGAUGGAGACGCCUGGUUCCUCUACCUAAAAAGCAUUUGAAUGGUUUGAAACAUGGCCAACUAUGGCCAUCUGUGCCCCUAUAGCCUUAGAUAUGUUAAUGUACAAAAGCCCAACCAAAAUUCUACAUACGUUUUUUUUUUUAUCGCCAAAAAAUCCCAAAAAUGACUUAAGUACUUUUUCGAAAGAUUAAAACCCCUUGCACAACAUUACACAAACCACAGACAUAAACGAGCUGAUUCGAUCGACCUAUCCAGGGUACGUUAUCGUAACAUCGUAAGCGCUUCAUCCAUCAAUAUUUUCACCGCUUUCGGCAAUCACGAACCAAUGGGAGUCAUGCACGGAACGUCGUCAUGCAACCUAGGGGCAAUAUUUAUUUUCGAUACUUUUUAUCUACCGCCUCACUGCGUUGCUUUCGUUACUUCCUUUCCGGGAAAAAAUCAUCCACACACACACACACACACACACACAUCUUCCCAAACCUGCCGCAUGCGAAUGGAUCAUUUGCAUAGCGUAUGAAUUAUUGCCUGAUGAUUUGUCAAUAUGCGUUUCGUUACGAUUUAACAUCACCAUGCGUGUAGCACAUAUUUAUUUUACUACAUUCCACGGACAGCAGUGAAUAAAGGAAUCGUUUGCUGUCACGAUACGGUACGAUUGAUUGUCCUACCGUUUGGCUUGCCGAAAGGCGAUGAGUCCUAGUGCUCGAACAUACUAUCGGAAUGUUACCCUGUAAAAGCAAUGAUUUAAGAUUUACUGAUAAUCCGAUUGCAUGCGUUAUGUUUAUUCCCUUAUCCCAGUAACAGUACAUUUAAGAUCCAAUAUCAUCGAUAAAAUCGAAAUCCGAACGCUAGCUAACAAUAACGCUUUAAACAUAGGACAUAUUCUGCUCAGUUGCAACACAAAGACUGUACACCUUGCGUUAUCUUGUUUGCCAAAGCGAAUGCUCCGACGGAUUUUACAACUCAACCGCUAUCCAAAAACACACUGCUGUCACCAUCUCGCAUUCUAUUGCAUUGCUGCAACGUAACGUUUAAACCCCAUUAAGCAUAGUCCAAAAUCACUACGUUGUCUAAGUGAGCCCCUUAGAAAACGUUUGCAUUUCGUGGCUUAUUGCGGGAUGAUGCACAAUGCGAGAUGGGUACACUUAGGGGUUUUGCCCAGCGAUUGAGUAAAAUCCGUGAGGGACCAUUGGGAACGCACUCCUAAGGAGUGUUUUUACUUUAUCGCACAUUGGUGCAUUCGUCGUCGAGCGUUAGCUAGCAUUCAAUUGCCAUUCGCUAUGUUUGAUAAAACAUAUCUCCAAACUUUACUAGCGUGUAGGUUAGAUACUUUGAGCGCUGUAAAUAAAAAAAGGCAAAGCAACAUAAGUAGUAGUAACGCUUCUUGUUCGUAGCAAUAAAGUCAACAAUCGAAAAGCGAUUAGUAAGGAAAAUUUCACAGCAGUCCAAUCUGUUGCUAUAUUUAUAAGCUACACUAAAGGUUGCUGCACACCUCAGCCAGGUGGGUAAAGUGUUACUGUGUGUAAUGUAAAUACAGGCGAACGAUUGGGAGAGUGAUGGCAUCUAGACACACGAGCCAAAACGUGUACAAAGCAAGUAUUGUAGGUAACGAGGAUUCGAGUUGUUAAAUUUUUGCUCCGUUUUCACCUCCACCACCGGGUACCCGAUCCACCAAAACACUUAGAUUCGAGCACUAUUUUUAAACAACACAUUGUUCACAUUCACUAGAGAUUUACCGAAGCGUAGCAGUCAGAUAGAGAGAAAGAGAGAUAUUUAUACUUAUAGGGAAAACCAUCUAAUCCAAAAGCAAACAUCGGUUGUGGUACUGUAGAAUGGAAUUGUUUCGUUAUUACAACGCGUCCAGCGAGACGUUAGUAGAUUUACAGAUGCGUUUGUUACAUUAAAACCGAUUUAUUGUUGCGUUUUGCUUAGAAUUUAAAGAAAGUAUCAUCGAUUUUGUAAAGUUUGCGAGUUUUAGAAGUAAAUAGCAGGGCCCCAUCAGCCAGGGUAACGCCCAUACAUGCCAAUCAAAACUUCGAAACGCACAGAAACUAGGCGUUACAUGGUGCAAUGGGCGGCAAUCGGAAACAAUGGCAAGUUAGCAAAGCACUCCAUUGGAUGGUUAGUAUCACACAUUGACGGUGCCAUAACCACAUAGUACAUACAACCACAAGUCGUAUCGCAGCGCAGCGCCACAACAUGAAGCAUUUAAAGUGAGAUAGUGAGCUAAGACAUAAUUUAUACGUAAGCCUACUACUUUCAACCAUACCAACGCAUUAGCAAGCAUCUAAGCUCAUAAGAGGUAUGACAGCUGUACAGUACAGUCGGCUCCACUCAUGCGGGAAGUGAGUCAUAAUGAAACAAAAGUACACAAGAGUUGUUCAUGUUUUGUACAAACUAUAAAAGAUUAUUAAAAAAAAACAGACAGACGCUAAAGCCUGUACGAUGUAUAUUAUAUCAAAAAAACGAUGAAAACGAUGUGUGAGCGAUGGAGUAUAUAUUGUCGAAUAUGUCGUAGUGUUUUUUUUUUGUUUGCGUGGAAAGCAUUGGAACACGACGUUUAGAGUGUAAAGAGCAUAUAAACUACUAAUGUGUAAGAUGUAAUAGGAUGGUAAGUCCGGAAUUGGGAUUAUGCUCCGUUUCACUAGCCGUGUGAAACAGAAACAUUCAAUAAAAAUCAAAUUUUAUCAUUCUAAACAUAAA